GUUAUUAAAUAUUUUCUAGAGUUCAUGUUUCAGCUUAACCCGUAGUACCAGAAGUAUAAAACCUAAGCAACCUCUAAAAAACCUUUAAAAAAAUUCUUAAGUGAUUUUUUGGAAGUACUGAGACUGUGAGAGCUGGGUUAUUUAGUCUGGAGUUUGAGAUGAUUGUAUGGAACUUAUUGAACUUUUCUAAUAAGUUUGUCCCAUUUUAUUUCAGUUCUAUGCUGAACGCAUCUGUUUGCCUGAAACUGCAGGGGGUUCAGUAGGUGGACAAAUGCAAAUGUCAAAGACUUGAUGACGACAGAUGUUAGAUCAAAGAUUUGUUAUCAUCAAGUCUUGUAAUUUGGCUUUUUAUCUUGGGGAAUGUCAGAGCAUUUAAAACCCACAGGGAACUUGGCUCCAGUAAUCUUUUUGUGUUGGUCAGCGUCUGGAAAAGAAACACCGUCUGAAAUUGGUGUCCUGUUGUUUUCAGUUUAACGUGCUUUUCACAGAUCAUAGGGCUGAGGGUGAUGGAGGGGAGAUCAGCUGUGACAAAUGCAAAUGUUUUUAUUUUAAACUUGUUCAUUUCUUUUUGGCAGAAUUACCAUUCAACGAUCACAAUUCACACAUGGAAAUAGAGGAAAGCGAGAACAUGAAGGAUACAACAGAACCCUGCAGAACAGAGCAUUGUGAUGAUACUGAAGGACAAAGAGAUCACAUGGAGGGAAACAAGGAAGGAGAAACAGAAGCCAAAAAAUCAGUCGCCUGUUUCCAUUGCAAAAAACGAUUCACAUGUAAAGCGCACCUUCAGGUUCACAUGAGAGUCCAUAAUAAAAAGAAGCAGAAAGACAGAAAAGCCACGGCAGAGAAGCUGCACACAUGCGAUAAAUCUGGGAAAAGUUUUGCAUAUAAAAGCAGCCUUAAGAAACACAUGAUCAACCACAGUGGAGAAAAGAAACACACAUGUGAUCAAUGUGGGAAGAGUUUUCCAUUUAAAGUAUACCUUGAACAGCACAUGCUCAUCCACACCGGAGAGACGCUGCAUGAGUGUGAUCAAUGUGGGAAGAGUUUCCGAAGCAAAGGAGAGGUAAAGAUACACAUGCUCAUCCACACUGGAGAGAAGCCGCAUAAGUGUGAUCAAUGCGGGAAGAGUUUCCGAAGCAAAGGAGAGGUAAAGAUACACAUGCUCAUCCACACUGGAGAGAAGCCGCAUGAGUGUGAUCAAUGCGGGAAGAGUUUCCGAAGCAAAGGAGAGGUAAAGAUACACAUGCUCAUCCACACCAGAAAGAAGCCGCAUGAGUGUGAUCAAUGUGGGAAGAGUUUCCGAAGCAAAGGAGAGGUAAAGCAGCACAUGAGCAUCCACACCGGACUGAAGCCGUACAAAUGUGAAGAGUGUGGAAAGUUUUUUGCUCAAAAAAACAAUCUUCAGGUGCACAUGAAAGUCCACACUGGAGAGAAGCCGUAUCGAUGUGAUCAAUGUGGGAAAUGUUUCCCAUACAAACAAAGCCUUAAACUACACCUGGAAAUCCAUGCCAAGGGGAAUCCGUACACAUGUGAUGAGUGCGGGAAGAGUUUCAAAACCUGUUUACAAUUCAGGAGCCACAUGACACUCCACCCUGAAUACAAGCCGUACAAAUGUGAUCAAUGCGAGAAGAGUUACGGGAGAGAAGACCACCUUCAGAGACACAUGAAGCUUCACACGGGGGAAAAGCCGCACAAGUGCGAACACUGCGGAAAGAGUUUCCCGAUGAGAGAUUUGCUUAGGAGCCACUUGAUGGUGCACAGAGAAGUAAAGCCGUACACAUGUGAUCAAUGCGGAAAGGGUUUUACACUCAAAAAAUGCUAUAAUGAACACAUGAAUAUUCACACUGGAGAGAGGCCGUACACAUGCGAUCAAUGCGGGAAGGGUUUCCCUUAUGAACAGAGUCUUAAUCUGCACAUGAGAUUUCACCGAGGAGAAAAACCCUUCACUUGUGAUCAAUGCGGCCAGAGCUUCUCCCAGAAAGGAGCCUAUAACAUCCACAUGAAAAUCCACACUGGAGAAAAGCCGUAUACCUGCGAUCAGUGCGGGAUGAGUUUCAGACAUGGAUCCUCUCUCAAAUUACAUAUGACGCACCAUACUGGAGAAAAACCAUUUCACUGUGAUCAAUGUGAUAAAUGUUAUAGUACGGCAUUAUUCCUGAAGAACCACAUGAAAACUCAUAAUAAGGAUCAAAUUUACUCAUGUUUAACUUGUGGAAAGACUUUUAAUCUGUUGGGGUGUCUGAGGAUGCACGAGAAAAGACACACCCUGGUGAAGCCUUUUAUGUGCUUUGAUUGCGGAAAGUGCUACUUUACAGAUACAGAGCUGAAACAGCAUCUGUCAGUUCACUCUAAUGAAAGACCUUACAUGUGUUCACUCUGUUUUAAGAGUUUCAGCCGAAUGGACAGCUUGAAAAAACAUGAGAAGACCCAUAACAGGAAAAUACAGAACCACCACCAUGAUGAGGGAGAGCAUGACCAAACGUCUUUAUUAAAGGGAUAGUUCAUCGAAA
This is a messenger RNA of Danio rerio (zebrafish), 2510 nucleotides long. NCBI's taxonomy places the organism in Eukaryota, Metazoa, Chordata, Actinopteri, Cypriniformes, Danionidae. The record is from RefSeq and is a predicted model, not a curated record.